AUGGGCAUCAUUAAGGUUAACAGAAAAUUGCAAGCGUUGGUAGAUGACAGUGGCAGCCCUACAGGUUCUGUUAGCGACAGCGAAAAUGUGGCAAACGAACCACUAUAUGGCACUAAAGGGUUAGAGACAACUUUCUGUCUAUCACAAGCUGGCGAGGACGCGACUCAAGUAGAAAAGGUUGAGUUGCAAUUAAGCAAGGGAAGCCUUGUUUCAGGCUUUGAAACGAUAUCCGAUGUGAAAUAUUUGGACAAGGAUGCCUUCAGCUACACCUCUUCAUUUCAAGCUCGGCCCUUCUCAGAUUGUUUUGACUUCACACAACCAAAAAGCGAGACGAUCUUUGAUGCUGGUAAUCAAGGCGCGAUACCAUCGCUGGCCACAAAAGAUAUCAUUUCGGAGGCCCUCAUUACUGACAAAACUGCUGUAGACAGUAUCUCCUCAUUUAUUCCUCGAGAAAAUGCCGAGCAUGGUAUAGAAUCAGAGCUUGAAGAUUCAUCUAACCAUAUUCAGUGUGUCAUAGACCAGAUUGUACAUUUCAAAAGCGAAUUUAGAGAGCUAAUUGCGAAGAUUGAUGCAGCAUCCCUUGAAUCCGCUCGUUAUCGGUACUCACAGGGAAAUCGCUCGCAGAAUGAACAACUUGCUGAGGUUACUGGCUCAAAUGCUGUUAUGUCUGAAGUUGUAGAUACUGUUAUCCAAACCUUGAAUGGGCUGUUGCCUAGAAGGGCUCCGCCGAAAAGAACCGCAAUUCUUGCAUCAUCCGUUCCUCCCGAAACCAAAAAGCCUAAGGCGAAUAUGCAGGCCUUCAAUUUCCGUGGAAACUCCUUGGUUACUCAAUACCCUAAUUCAGGGGAGCGUACUGUUAUUGUACAAGAAGACGAUCCCUGUAGUAAAUUGCCGAAUUUUGGCGUGAUAUUAAUCAAAUCCCCUUCUCUGAUAUCGCAGCUAUGGGACGAAUAUACAAAGCUUCCCAGUGAGUGGCCUGUCAAAGACUUGUUUUCAUUUUCCUUGCAACAACGUGAACAUAGCCACUUGGACAUAGAAAUCGCAAGCAGACGAAGGCUCACCAUUCGCGAGUUGGAAAAUAGUUACGGGUCCUCUUGGCGGAAUGCUGAUAAGAACUUCUCGCGGCAAAUAAAUAGGAGGAAGAAGAUAUGGUGUGCAAUAGAACAAGGCCUACUAGAUGGGCUAGAACUGAAAGAAUGUUUUGAAAUUUUAGAGAACUAUGUGAGAGAUCGAGGCAAGGGUCUGAGUUGGUAUUAUAACGGUGUUCCUUUCAGGCUAAUAGAGAUGAGUAGGGACAAAAAACCAUCUUAG
Molecule: messenger RNA, 1311 nt
Organism: Eremothecium gossypii ATCC 10895
Lineage: Eukaryota; Fungi; Ascomycota; Saccharomycetes; Saccharomycetales; Saccharomycetaceae
Product: AFR518Cp
Exons: 1
Coding region: 1-1311 (436 amino acids)
Source: RefSeq, marked provisional